This is a messenger RNA of Salmo salar (Atlantic salmon), 5521 nucleotides long. RefSeq names its product integrin alpha-2. NCBI's taxonomy places the organism in Eukaryota, Metazoa, Chordata, Actinopteri, Salmoniformes, Salmonidae. Gene Ontology annotation, molecular function: integrin binding. Gene Ontology annotation, cellular component: external side of plasma membrane; integrin complex. Gene Ontology annotation, biological process: cell adhesion mediated by integrin; integrin-mediated signaling pathway; cell-cell adhesion. The record is from RefSeq and is a predicted model, not a curated record.
GGCUUGGUGAAGUUGGUGGCAUUCUCUCCAUAUAAAAGCUCAUGUUAAAAAUCAACGUGGAUUAUGUUAGUCCUGCAUGUGUAUACAUGAACAAUGGGGAAGAUACAUUGAAAAGGAAGUAACUACAAUGCACGGAAAAUAUAUAUUUUAAUUACAGAACUCCUGCAAGUCAGCCAAUGUUGUGUAAUAAUUGAACUGUCGCAGCACGAACAUAUUUGAGACGAUAACACUACAGUACAGUGUAUUUCCUUGCAAGGUCAAAACCAACCAGAUGUCGCAAUCAUUGAGCUAUAGCCUCGCUCCUCGGAAGAGCACUGCAACUGGGCCAGGUAGUGCGCUGUGACGUAGGUACACCCACUCCCUAUCUGUCCUCAGUAUCUACAGUCCGGAGCGCCCGGUCCUGAAUUUUACCAACCUUGAGAAGUCCGCUGAACUUACGAACCGGGACUCGAAGAGGCGCCCGCUUUCAUCACCUACUUUUUACUCUUGCAACAAUGGAGUUUAAUCCAAAGAGGACUGUUUUAACGCUGAUUUUCAUCCAAUGUUGGAGCAUCCCCGGGUCCUUAUCCUUUAAUGUGGGAACUGCUGGAGCCAAGGUAUUUUCUGGACCUGCUGUAGAGGAGUUUGGAUACACUGUGCAACAGUUCAGGAAUCACCAGGGCAAAUGGUUGCUGGUUGGUUCUCCCUGGAGUGGAUACAACCAGGACAGGAAAGGAGACGUCUACAAGUGUGAGAUCAGAGGGGCCAGUUCAGGAUGUCAGAGACUCAACCUGCAGAACUCAGUCAGCAUAUCAGCAGUGAGUAAUGUCAAUGUCAACAUGAGCCUGGGGCUGACCCUAACCCGUACAGCUACAGAAGAUACAUUUAUGACAUGUGGACCUCUGUGGGCUCAGAAAUGUGGCAGUCAGUAUUACUACCCAGGGAUCUGUGCAGAAGUCAGCCCUCUCUUCAAUCCCCUGUCUUCAUUCUCACCUGCCCUUCAGACUUGUGGGGGUCCCAUGGAUAUUGCUAUUGUCUUGGAUGGCUCUAACAGUAUAUAUCCCUGGCCACCAGUUGUGGCUUUCCUCAAGAAACUUUUGGAGAACUUGGAUAUUGGACCUGACAAUACUCAGGUAAGUAUUAUACAGUACGCGGUUGAUCCGACUUUUGAAUUCCAUCUGGACUCCCACAAAACCAAAGACUCAAUCAUUGCGGCCGCAGCGAAAAUACCCCAGAAGUCAGGCCUGGAGACGAACACCUUCCGGGCCAUUGAAUUUGCCAGACAGCAGGCGUUCCUGCCUACAAACGGUGCCCGACCUGGAGCCAGCAAGGUGAUGGUGGUGGUGACGGAUGGAGAGUCUCACGACAAGGACCUCAAAGACGACGUCAUCGGGAAGUGUGAGCAGGAGAAGAUCACCCGGUUUGGUAUUGCUGUCCUCGGGUAUUACAUAAGGAAUGACAUCGACACUAAAAACCUGAUUGCUGAGAUCAAGUCCAUCGCCAGCACCCCGACAGACAGGUACUUCUUUAAUGUGUCAGCUGAGGAAGCUCUGCUUGAGAUCGCUGGAACUCUGGGAGACAGAAUCUUCAAUAUAGAGGGUACUGGGAAAGGGGGUGAUUUUCAGAUGGAGAUGUCCCAAGUGGGCUUCAGUGCCCACCAAACCAAGAAGCAGAACAUGAUGAUGCUGGGUGCAGUGGGGGCCUAUGGCUGGAGUGGUACUGUGGUUCACUACACUCCUCAGAAAUCAGACAUCUUCCCCAAGACGGCCUUCGAGAACAUUCUAGAGGACAGAAACCACAGUUCACUAUUAGGCUACUCUGUGACGACGCUGAAUGAUGGCAGCAUGGAGUACUACGUGGCUGGCGCUCCUCGGUCCAACCACACUGGACAGGUCAUAGUGUACAUCAUCAACAGCAAGGGACAACCCACCGUCAUAGACUCCCAGAGAGGAGAUCAGAUAGGCUCCUACUAUGGCAGUGUACUCUGUCCUCUGGAUGUGGAUAAAGAUGGCGUGUCUGAUAUACUGCUGGUUGGCGCUCCCAUGUUCAUGAAUGAACAGAAGAAGGAGACUGGGAAGGUCUAUCUCCUCUCUUUCACCAAGGGCAUCCUAAGUGACCAGGGGAUCCUGAAGGGUCCGUCCCCGGCGGACAACGCUCGUUUUGGGAUGUCCAUCUCAGCGGUGCCUGACCUCAACAUGGAUGGUUACAGUGAUGUAGUGGUGGGAGCCCCGCUGGAAGACAACAACAGGGGGGUCAUUUAUGUCUUCAACGGGGACAAGAAGAAACUGAGGACACAGUGUUCUCAGAAAAUCCUGGGCUCCCAGCUGGAUCCUGCACUGAAGUAUUUUGGGCGGUCCCUAGACGCCAACUCCGACCUAAACGAUGACACCAUCCCAGAUGUAUCAGUGGGGGCUUAUGGGAAGGUGGUCCAGCUCUGGUCUCGAGGUCUGGCCGUGGUGACAGUGAGGGCGACCUUUAACCCUGACAAGAUCAACAUCCUGAGUAAGACGUGCAGGGUCAGUGGGAGGCUGGUGUCCUGCUUCAAUACCACUGUCUGUUUCAGCGCCACCUUCAGGCCCAAGAUACCUGUAGGACCUGUGGCUCUCAGGUACAACCUGACCCUGGAUGCUGAUCUCCAGUCGUCUCGUGUCACCUCCAGAGGUCAGUUCAGUAACUCGGAGAGAGUCCUGCAGAGAGACAUCAGGGUUUCCACCUGGGAGGUCUGUGACACCUAUGAGGUCUUUGUUCAGGAGGCCCCUGACUUUGUGAGCUCCAUCGGAGUGCGUGUGGACGUCGCUCUGCAUGACCCAGACUCCAGUCCUGUUCUAGAUGUCCUCCGUCCUACUUCAUGGGAGUUCUUUAUCCCAUUCUCCAAAGACUGUGGCUCUGACGAGCUGUGUGAGAGUGACCUGCUCUUGAACGUCAAGAAAGGAGAGAUGAUUCCCAGCUCAUCUAAGAUGUUGGUCAGCUUUAAGAACAAGAGGUUGUCCUUUACUGUGUCUGUGACCAACAAGAAGGAGAAUGCGUACAACACCCGAGUCAUGGCCACAUACUCCAAAAACCUCUUCUACGCCUCCAUCACUCCUCCAAGUGAUGAAACAGAGGUGAAGUGUAGCUCCACCCGAGAGACUCGUAGCCUCUCGUGCCAGGUGGGAUACCCAGCUUUAAGGAAGAACCAGGAGGUGACAUUCGUAAUCAACUUUGACUUCAACCUGAAUCAACUGCAGACCGAAGCCGACGUGAGCUUUGAAGCUCUAAGUGACAGCACAGAGGUAAACCCCUCAGACAACCAAGCCUCUAUCUCCAUCCCUGUCCACUAUGAUUCAGAGAUCGCUCUCUCCAGGGAAGCAAAUCUCAAUUUCUACGUGGUUGACAUGGACAAUGAGGUGAAGACCACAGUGAAUACUUUCAAUGACAUCGGCCCUGAGUUAAAAUUCUCUCUGAAGGUUUCUACAGGGAAUUUCCCAGUGAAUAUUGCCUACCUCACAGUCUCAUUGCCCAGCUAUACAGCAGGAGGCAACCCAUUACUGUAUGUGACAGGAGUCAACACUGCACCUGCUGGAGAUGUUAGCUGUGAAGUAGAUAGCCUCGUCAAUCCUCUGAAGAUCAGUGAGAAGCCUUACACAUCAUCCUUCUCCAAGGAGAACCUUAUGGGCACAGAGGAGCUGAACUGUAAGACAGCCAAGUGCCAGCCUAUGAAAUGUGUCCUGAAAGACAUGGGGAUGAUGAGCGAUUUCUUUGUGAACAUGACCACACGGAUAUGGAACGGUACCUUUGCUGCUUCCUCAUUCCAGUCCACUGUGCUGACUGUGAGCACAGAGAUAGAGACUUCCCAACCUGAACUUCUGGUCAUCUCUCACAAGCACCUGACGGUUGGCGUCACCAUCAGUAAACCAGGGGUGAAAGGGGAGAUCCCUGUAGGCGUUAUUGUGGGCAGUGUGAUUGGAGGCCUGCUUCUAUUGGCUCUCGUCAUUGGCCUGCUUUGGAAGUUUGGUUUCUUCAGGAGAAAGUACCAGCAGCUGAUGAAAAACACUGAUGAAGACCAGGCGGAGACCGAGGGUCUGCAGGAGAACGCAGCAGCGUGAGAACCAGGCGCAGGAAAGAACCCAUCUUAGAAACUACAAUGUGCCAACAGACUGAGAACACAAUGACCAAAGACCACAACCACAACCACACACAAACUGAAUAAACAUGAUUUGUACAUAUAUAUUGAGCAAAUGGCUUGUUAGUGGAUGGGGCUGUUUGGGUGGUGGCUUUAACAUGGUUUUGGUUGUGGAGUGAACGAUUGCUUGGAGUGAACAGAAACACAUUGUUUGAGCGUGUUAGAGAGUGUGUUUUGAUUGGGACCAAAGAGACAACAGAUUUUAUUAGUGGAGGUAACAUGAUUCUCUAACCACCAAACACUUCCAAGCGAAGACCCUGUUAUGUCAGCCAUCUUGGACCCUCCAUAGGGACGUUAUUUAUCUACAGUGCAUUUUUGCUGGCUGAAUUCAUACUUCAGUACUGGUAUUCCUUUUUAUAUAUCUUCACGGAAUUGUUGAGGCCUAUUGUUGAGUAUGAAGCUUGUGUAUAGUAAUUUGUCAUAUCAAUUGAUGUUAUUGAUAUCAAUUGUUGAAAAGCACAGUAGUAUACUGUAAAUAGCCUUUCAAAUGGAUAUAGACAAUAGUUUACACAUGAGAGAUUAUGGACGUUAUCAUAUCAUAGCAUGUUAUCAUAUGCUAGCAUAUGACGUUCUCGGUGCUUUACAUGGCAGUGGGAGGCGUUUGGCAUUAUGUUGAUGCCGAGGCAUCCUUUUUUGUGAAAGAGAAAUUUACUUGAAUAUCAAAAUAAUAAUAGAACAUCAACAACCCAUACUUUCACUGAGGCACUUCCUGGCUUUGAGUAUCUCAGUCACUGUUUUACAGAGACAAUGCUGUAUAAUUACCCCAGCCAUACAACUGCCUUGGGAGACACUGUGAAGAUGCUGUCUUUAGAAUAUACACUGUAUUCAAAUCAUAUUCAUGUAAAAAUUGAUUCAUUGUACUAUUUGUAAAAAUGUAGUGAUCUUAAUCAAAGAAAAGCAGAGUUAUUGAAUGUGUAGAAAAUAAGUAUAUUUAUUGUGUGGUUUCUAUAUUAAAUAUGUAUCAUUCAAAUACUUUAUUAUCAAUAGAUAAAACAUAACACUUAAACAAGUGUUUUACUUAUUCCCUACAUAGCUAUGGUGAAAAUGCAAUAUUAGAAGCGCUUACUGGUUAAUCCGUUUAUUUUGUACAGUCAUUGUAUCAUGAUUGAGAGAAACAACAGCAAAUAAUUCACUGUAGGAUACAGACAGUAGCAAAGACUAAACUCUCUGCGAUAAUGUUUAUGAGAUCUAUUUUUGAACUGAUAUUUUUCCAGGUGUAUUUUCUAAGGGUACAUAUCACUUCCUUCAUUACAAUUCUCGAGCAUUCAUCUUUUUUUAUGACAAUGUUAUUGUGUUCAUUGAAACUUUUGAUUUUCAAAGUAUUGUAAAUAUGCUGAUGGGGAAUAUGAUUUCAUUAAAACUUUACGUACAUAAAAGUGG